Ricinus communis (castor bean) is the source of this 836-nucleotide messenger RNA. RefSeq names its product phosphopantothenoylcysteine decarboxylase subunit VHS3-like. The record is from RefSeq and is a predicted model, not a curated record. Lineage: Eukaryota; Viridiplantae; Streptophyta; Magnoliopsida; Malpighiales; Euphorbiaceae. Bases 161 to 670 code for a protein of 169 amino acids. The transcript is spliced from 3 exons.
CCCUCUCACACCCUACUAAUUCCCCAGCAAAUACCCUCUUCAUUAUUUCACUGAAAAAAAGGGCAGAAUCUCUCUCUACCUAUUUCUCAGUGUCACUGUGACUCUCUGUCUUUCUGCUUUCUGGGUAUUUGGCUAAAUAUCAUAUACUACCCAAUAGAUAAUGGACUCUUCUCUUUCAUGUAGCAAUAGUACUGAAAAUCUGGAGACGGUUAUGUUCUCUAUGGUGCAAUCUAUUGUGGUGCAAAGUGCUCUUCUUGCUCAAAAGUCUCUGCUUUUGAUUCUGUUUUUUAUGAGAUCUCAGCCAGAUGAUAUGGAUAUGGUACCAGAUUUAUCUGCAAUUGAUAAAAGGUUUCCUUUGGCUGAACUAAAUAGAGUAGAAAAAACUGCAGCUGAGAAUAAGGAUGCCGGGGAAACUGAUGAUCAGGAUGGCGAUGAUGAUGAUGAUGGUGAUAAUGAUCAGGAUGAUGAUGAUGGUUCCUCUGGAGAGGAAGGGAGUGAUGAUGAAUUGGAUUCUGAGGGUGAUGCUGAUAGUGAUGGAGAAAGUGAUGAUGAUGAUGAAGACGACGACGAUGAUGAUGACGAAGACGAUGAUGACGAUGAUGACGAAGACGAUGAUGACGAUGAAGAUGAGGAGGAAGAAACCCAGCCACCUUCUAAAAAGAAAAAAUGAGAAUAUUUUCCCCCUUUUUUCCUUAGAAUCCCAUUUAAACUUAGAUUGGUUGGAGGAAUUUUAUUUUAUUUAAAUAUUGAGAAAAUCAAAAAAUUCAGAUCAUUAAUUUUCACAGAACUUGAAACAUACAUUUUAAUAUAAAAAUCUCUAGAUGUUUUGUCUCUUA